UCAAAAUCGUUGACAGUCUAAGAUCAUACUCAAACUGGAAUAGACGCAACAAUGGCAGAGUCUGAUAACGAUAUACCUGGUGGGAAUAUCUUCAAGCAAGCAUGGGUGACCAUUACAUCAUUUUUCGGCAGCUUCUUAUCCAGUGAUGAUGACGUCAUUGAUGAAACGACUGGGCUUACCAAGCAGCAGAAGGCUUUGAUCAAGAAGUCAUGGACCUAUGUCCUGGAAGACAAACUCAGGAUUGGGGUCAUCAUCUUCAUCAAGUUAUUCAAAGCCUUCCCAGCCUCCCAGCAGCUCUUCGAGAAGCUCAAGGACUACACAGACUUCGAAGAGCUUGCCCGGAACAAGAAGAUGAAAGCCCAUGCUACCAGGGUCAUGGCUGCACUCACAUCACUGGUAGAGAAUAUUGACCAACCUGACAUCCUUGACGAACUGCUGCGGAAUACCUCAGUCACACAUUACAGAAUGAGAAUGCCACCACAUUACUUUGAGGACCUAGGCGGAGUAAUAAUCGAGGCCCUGGUAGAAAAUUUGGGAGAUAAAUUCACGCCUAAGACGAAAGAAGCAUGGCUGAUCUACUAUGGAUACAUGUGUAGAAUAAUGCUGGAAGAAAUGGAGGAACUGGAACCUUCGAACGACGAUGAUUAGAGUCAAGACACAAUACUAACUAUAUCUUUGAUGAUCAGGUUGAUGGUGUAUGGAUCUGUAAAUAACUCCUAACAUUUUUUCACAUGUGAUAUAAUCAGAGAGUAAAGGAUGAUUUUUACACUAUGAAGUGGUUUAUAUAAUUAUUUACUAUAAAUACAACGUAUGGCUGUAUAUGAACAUCAUUGAUCGUAUAUAUUGGACGCUUAUUUCUUGAUGGAAACACGUUUUUAGCUCUAAUAGGUCAAUAUUUUAUUAAUAGAGUAGCAAUAUCGUAUUCAGUUAGUUUACGUCAGGUUGAGUCGACAUAAUUGCAAAAUAAUUCAAAUAAAUCUGUUUAAUAGCUUUUCAAAUGUGAUCAGGGAAAAUGUAUCGAAUUUAUUUUUAAGUAUACGUAGUUUUAGACAGUUUUGUGCAUACAAGACACUGCAUAGAUGAUGAUAUGACAGAUGAACCUCAUUCAAACCAUUGGAAGGGACAAGCCGGAACGUUCGUAGAAUUAUGUUACCAUUACAAUUAUCUAAACUAUGCUUGGUAAUAGGGGGAAAAGAAGUUGUUAAUUUGAAUUUUUAAUGCAGCAAUCUUUGAUAUUUUUCUGUUGAAAUAAGAUAUGAGUAAACAGAUAUUUACCCCUGAUUCGACCGUUUCAGGUGUAGUAUGUACAGCACCUUAAAAUGGACCAAUAACCAACAAUAAUUCCACUGAUGGAAUUGCUCAUUUUAGGUGAUUGUAUAGCCAAGCAAAAUCUUUACAUUUAUCAUAUAUGCAUCACUCAAUAUUUUUUUUGCUUGGAAUGGUGUUGGUGGUCUUUAAAUGAUUAUUUUUCGAUCAUAACAAAAACUGAUAACACGAUUGCAACUGAUU
Molecule: messenger RNA, 1509 nt
Organism: Strongylocentrotus purpuratus (purple sea urchin)
Lineage: Eukaryota; Metazoa; Echinodermata; Echinoidea; Camarodonta; Strongylocentrotidae
Product: cytoglobin-1
Exons: 5
Coding region: 52-648 (198 amino acids)
Molecular function (GO): oxygen binding; heme binding
Source: RefSeq, a predicted model, not a curated record